Rotaria sp. Silwood2 is the source of this 2370-nucleotide messenger RNA. Lineage: Eukaryota; Metazoa; Rotifera; Eurotatoria; Philodinida; Philodinidae. The record is from the annotation of a GenBank genome assembly.
AUGAAUGGUUACCGACAUUUCGAUAAUGAAUUCGAUUCAAAUAUAAGAAAUUCAGCAGCUAUUUUACAUGAAAUUGAAAUUGAUGAACCAUAUCAAUUUGAAGUGAAUCCUCAACUUACAACAUAUUCGGCAAAAUCGAAUAAAUUUAAAAUAUUUUUCUUACGUCGAACAUUACUUGAACGUUGUUUAUUUUUCUUAACAAUUAUUUUACUUAUUAUAAUUAUUAUUUAUUUUUUACAUAAUAAAAAAAAUUUAAAAAAUUCUAUAUGUUUAACACCAUCAUGUAUUCAAGUAUCAUAUGAAAUUUAUUCUGGUAUGAAUCAAUCAAUUGAUCCAUGUGAAGAUUUUCAUCAAUUUGUAUGUGGUGAUUGGAUUAAAAAAACUAUCAUUCCAAAAGGUCAUUAUAUAUGGUCAAUAACACAAGAAUUAACACAAAAAAAUAUGAUUCUAUUAAAAAAUCUUCUUGAACAAACAUCAAUAUCAUCAGUAAUUAAUGCUGAACAACAAACUAUUCAAUAUUAUCGAUCAUGUAUGAAUAUAACGGAACUUGAAAGAUUACAUAUUGAACCAUUAGAAAAAAUUUUUCAAUAUAAUUUAAAUUUUACAUUAAAACAAUGGAUUAAUUUAGAUAAAAAUCAAACAUGGCAACAAUUAUUUAUUUAUUUAAUUAAAAUAUUUUCAACUCAAUAUGGUUUUUCAAAUAUAUUUCCAAUUGAAAUUGAUUCAGAUGAAAAAAAUUCAACAUGGAAUAAUAUUCAUUUUGAUCAACCCGAACUCAAUCUUGUCAGUCGAGAUUAUUAUAUUAAUUUAACAACAAAUAAUCAAACUAACCAAAGAAAUCAAAUUAUUCGAGAAACAUAUAGUAAAGUUGGUUCAGAUAUAUUACAAUUACUUGGUUUUGAAAAAAAUGAUUCAAUCAGACGUAUAAAUGAUAUUAUUCAAUUUGAAACUGAACUUGCAAUUAUUAAUUUACCUAUGGAAAUUUUACAAAAACCACAAGAAACAUAUUAUUUAAUGACUUUAAAACAAUUUCAAGAACAAUAUCAAUCUAUAGGAUUUGAUAUUUAUUCAUUUCUAAAUGAUAUACUUAAUAUAAAUACAUUAAAUCCAAUAAAAUUAAAUGAAAAUGAUACAAUUAUUAUUUUAUCAUAUGAACAUAUGUUACAAUUGUCAAAAAUUUUAACAAAUUAUUUAAUAACACAAAAUAAAAGUCAUAUUAUUAUUGAUCAUAUGUUAUUUUCAUUUGUAUAUAAUAAAGUUUUACAUUUAUCAUCUAUAUUUGAAAAAGCUUUAUUACCAUUAAAAAAAGAAAUUUUUGGAAUAGAUUCAAUACUUGAACGAUGGGAAUAUUGUAUUAGACAAACAGAUGAUGCAUUUGGAUAUGGACUUGGUGCUUUAUAUACUCGAGCUGUAUUCGAUGAAGCAAGUCGAUUAAAAGCAAAUGAAUUAGUAAAAAAUAUUCGUUUAAGUUUUGAAGAAAAUCUUAAUAAUCUUCAAUGGAUUGAUGAACAAUCAAAAAAUGAAGCAAAGAAAAAAUUAGAAAAAAUAAAUGAAAAAAUUGGUUAUCCUGAUUUUAUAAAAAAUCAAACAAAACUAAAUGAACGUUAUGCUGGUUAUUCAAUGAUUGAAAAUGAAUAUUUUUAUAAUACAAUUAAAGUAAUCAAUCGAGAACACAAACGCAAAAUUUUCAAAUAUCGACAAAAAGUUGAUCCUACUGCAUGGCGUAUGACACCUCGAACAGUUAAUGCUUAUUAUUCACCACCAUCAAAUGAAAUUGUUUUUCCAGCUGGUAUUCUUCAACCACCAUUGUUUCAUAAAGAUUUACCAUUAGCAAUUAAUUAUGGAGCUAUUGGCACUAUAAUUGGUCAUGAAAUUACACAUGGUUUUGAUAAUCAAGGUCGACAAUUUGAUGGUGAUGGAAAUAUGCGUUCAUGGUGGACAAAUAUAUCUUUAAAUAAUUUUCAAGAUAGAACAAAAUGUUUUAUGAAACAAUAUUCAAAUUUUACAAUCGAUGGACAACAUGAAAAUGGACAAAGAACAUUAGGUGAAAAUAUUGCUGAUAAUGGUGGUAUAAAAAUAUCUUAUUUUGCAUAUCAAAAACAUAAACAAAGUACUUUAAAUAGUGAUAAUGAUUUUUGUUUACCAGGUUUAAAUUAUAACAAUGAUCAAUUAUUUUUUAUUUCAUUUGCUCAUACUUGGUGUAAUAUCCAAACUUUAAAUUCCAUUCAUCAUGAUUUGAUAAAUGAUCCACAUUCCCCACCACCUUUUCGUAUAAUUGGAACAGUACAAAAUAGUGAUGAAUUUUCCAAAGCAUUUUCAUGUCGAUCAAAGACAACGAUGAAUCCGAGUAAUAAAUGUCAAUUAUGGUAG